UAUCUUUAUAUAAUCUUUAUAAAAUAUAAAUGUUUAAUAAAAUAUAAAUGUUUAGUAAAUUUUUUUUUUAAUUUGUUUGAAAAUUGUAUUAAUACAAUUUCCUAUUCAGAGAGAGUAAAUUUUCCAAGUUAUAGAAUCAAUACAGUCUUAUUCCGAACGUCUUAAUUUUUACUUCUCCUUUGUGUGUGUAGAGUAAACAAAAUUUUUAUGAAUAACCACACCAAUUCUCUCAAUCGUCUUAAAAAUAUGGAGCGUACCGAGUUUUCCAUUCUGACCAGAUUCAAUCGAUUUAUGCGCAUGUCUGAAAAGAUGAUCGUUCGUAUCUAUUUCUGUCCUUUCCAGAAACACGGAGACGCGAAUCGAUGUCGCCCACGAUUCCGAUACUUUCCGCUCUGCUGCUUUCGUUGAUAUCAGGAUCAACGGAAGGCGGACAGAGGAUGGAUUCCGUUACGCUGUUUCGACAAACUCUUCGAUAUUGGCGGAAAAUAUACAAGACGUACCACGAGGAGGUAGCUCUGGGUUACUGUUGGGCGGACUAUUUGCUCGAGAUAAGCGACGAAUUGUCGACGAAUCUAUCUGCACCGUCGCUCGCCACGACAAGAGAUUGCAACACGACCGUCAAGGCGACGAAAAGCCAGCAAAAUCUAUUUUCGCAAAAUGCAAUGGAUACGAUGAUGCCGCUUAUUGUUAGAGAAACACGGAAAGGAAAACAUUUGCGAGAAAAACUUUCGCAUACAACGGCGAGAUCCGCUAUUUCGAGAUUCACCAACGAUUCUGACGAACAUCGAAUCGUUUCAAGAAUGAAAAUGAUUCAAGAGAAAUGGAUGAUGAAUAAAGUUUUACCAAUUAUACCAAAUAAUGAGAAAAGUAGCAAAAUUGAUGGAAUUAAGAGGAUUACAUCAAUGAUUGAUCUUCACAUACAGAAAAAACGACAAGCAUUCUCGAUCGUGCCGGAACUUUUCGACGACCAACGAGAGGUCCUGCGCGAUCAUGAAUUUUCAUCUUGUGUGAUGUGUUCGGACACUGUUAAUCCGACACCUAAUCCCAAGGAUGAUGACAAAAUCGGUUUUGAAUUGACGGAUCUCGAAGAGGAUACGCGUCGUAAAGUUUUAUAUCCGCAUCUGACUAAUCAUCACAAUUCUUUUAUUCCAGAUAAUUCUAGGACUGUGCUAGGAAAUUUAUUUUUACUCGCAGUCUCCCGAGAAAGAUCGCUCAGCAAUCAUCGAUUUCCCUUUCGACCUUAUUCGCAGUCACGAAAAAGAAAUUCGAAAGUCGACGAAUUGUUAUCCGAUCCCUGGACACCGGAGAAAGAUCGCGGAAUGAAGAGAGAUCCCAAAGGAGACCGCAUCCCUUUGAACAACUACGAAAACUCCUUGUCGUCGCGUUUGCAGUUACGGCGAAUAAACACGGUCGCAGUGCGUUGUACGGGUAUCGUAAAGUUGACGAAUUCCGUCGGAAAUUUAUCGUGCAACCCGGAGAGAGCAAUAAAUUCAGAGGUGUCCCACCGAAAGCCUGAGGAAUUAUCUCGCGAUUCACUUUUAUUGCCUCGCGGAAAAAGAGUCGGCGUCGCUGAGCGAUCGCCUCUUGAAUCUCGAGGAAGCGGAAAAGAAGCUGUUAAAAGGAAGGCUAUCUCGCGAUUUGGCGAAAUAGCUGGGGGAAGCGACAUGAAAGAACGGCGCUAUCAGCAGCCAAGAGUAGAAAAAAGAUCACGGAUUGAGAGGGAUGUUUCAGCGGCACCGGGAAGGAUACAUCCGUUCUUUUUGUCGGGACAAAAUCUCAAACAAUCGCACCAACAAAUGCUUUACGAAAAUCGCGUACUUCUCCCCAUCCUAACAGUUCCGGAGGAAUCGAGACAGGAUGACGACCGUAUCCGAGCCGUGAAAGCUGCGCCUUCAUUAUCUGGCGUCGGGCGAUUUAUAGAGAAUUACGAGAACACGAUAAGCGGAUCCGUUAAAGAUUCAAGAUUAACCGCUUUACAAGCUCGUCAAUUAUCUCUGCGUUCAGUUAUUAUCACUGUUUUUAGGACAUUAGGAAUAUUCGUUCAGGUGGGUCGACAGAUUAUGGAUGUCGUUGAAUCGAAUGCGAUCCUGGCAUGUACAAAAGAAUACUUAUGGACCAAAAUUAUUAAAUGGAUUGAUGAGUAAAAUGAACAAGUUUUGAGCUAUUUUUUUUUCAAAUUAUCGAAUUAUUGAAAGGAAUGUUGUGAUAUGUCAUUAUA
Messenger RNA from Formica exsecta, 2218 nucleotides. RefSeq lists its product as uncharacterized. Bases 363 to 2144 code for a protein of 593 amino acids. NCBI's taxonomy places the organism in Eukaryota, Metazoa, Arthropoda, Insecta, Hymenoptera, Formicidae. The transcript has 2 exons. The record is from RefSeq and is a predicted model, not a curated record.